GGCCGGAGUGCAGGCCGCGACCCCAACCUGGGCCCAACGUAACCGACGAGGUAACCGAGGCCGAGAGGAGUGAAGCGGCCGGCCCCGGGCCCCACGGCGGACGCGGGAUUAGAACCCGGGCCCGGGGUCUCUCCGCUAAAGCCCGCCGCUUCCCGAGGACGGUCGAGCGCGACGAGGGCAGGCCCCCGGGCGGGCGCCCGAGCGAGCGGCCCGGGGCCAUGGCGGCCCCGGCCUCGGAGUCCGUCCACUACAUCCACCUGCAGAACUUCUCCAAGUCGCUGCUGGAGACGCUGAACGGGCAGCGGCUGGGCGGCCACUUCUGCGACGUGACGGUGCACAUCCAGGGCGCAUCCCUGCGGGCCCACCGCUGCGUGCUGGCCGCCGGCUCGCCCUUCUUCCACGACAAGCUGCUGCUGGGCUACUCGGAGAUCGAGGUGCCCCCCGUGGUGCCCGCCCAGGCCGUGCAGCAGCUGGUGGAGUUCAUGUACAGCGGCUCGCUGGUGGUGGCCCAGUCGGAGGCCCUGCAGACGCUGACGGCCGCCUCCAUCCUGCAGAUCAAGACCGUCAUCGACGAGUGCACCCAGAUCAUCUCCCAGAGCCGCGGCCCCGCCAAGCCCCCCGCCCCGCCGGCCCCGCGGGGGCCCCCCCGCCCGGGCCCCGAGCCCCCCAAGGACCCCGCCGCCCCGGCGCUGGACCUCCCCGCCCUCCUGGACCCCGGCCCCAAGCUGGCGUGCGGCGGCGCGGAGCUGCGCUACAAGCUGAGGGACCUGCUGGCCGGGCCGCCGAGGGAGCGGGGGGCCGCCGACGGCGGGGACGGGGACGGGGCCUUCGCCGGGGGCCCCCAGCCCGAGGCCCCCCACAGCUGCCACAGCCGGAAGCAGCGCCAGCCCGUGCGCCUGCAGCUGGCGGACGCCCUGCCCGUGCCCGCGGGGGCCGGGGACGGCGGGGCCCCCGCCCUGGGCUGCUACGGGGACUGCGGCGGGGGCGGCGGCGGGGGCUUCUUCGGGGACGGGGCCCUGAAGGACGGGGCCGGGCGGAAGGAGGCCCUGGAGUUCCCGCCGCCCGCGCCGCCCCCGCCGCCCCCGGAGGCCCAGGACUUCUUCCCGGGCCCCGACGUCUUCUCGGAGACCUUCAUCCCGGCCUGGCAGAGCGAGGACGGGGGCGAGGCCGGGGCCCGGGACCCCCCGCCCGAGGGCGACAAGUACCGGACCGACUGCAGCCUGGACCCCUCCGGCCUGCGGGCCCCGGCCUUCGGCCCCCGCCCCGCGCCCCCCGAGCCCCGCGGCCUGGCCUUCGUGGCCCCGCCGGGCGUCAAGGGGCCGCCGGGCGGACCCGGGGCCGCCGCCACCGCCGCCGCCUUGUUUCCCUUCCACCUGCCGCCCCCGCAGCCGCCCGGCUUCUACGGCGUCCAGCCCGAGACGUCCUCGUCGGCCUCGGCCACCGUCGCCGGCCCCCGGCCCGCCCCGGCCCGGCCCCCGGACCCGUCCUACGAGUGCAGCCACUGCCAGAAAACCUUCAGCUCCCGCAAGAACUACACCAAGCACAUGUUCAUCCACUCCGGGGAGAAGCCGCACCAGUGCAGCGUGUGUUGGCGGUCGUUCUCGCUGCGCGACUACCUGCUGAAGCACAUGGUGACGCACACGGGGGUGCGGGCCUUCCAGUGCUCCGUCUGCUGCAAGCGCUUCACCCAGAAGAGCUCGCUGAACGUGCACAUGCGCACCCACCGCCCCGAACGCGCCCAGUGCCGCCUCUGCUCCAAGGUCUUCUCCCACCGCACGCUGCUCGACAGGCACCUGGCCUCCCACCCGCCCCCGCCCUGACCGCGCCGGACGCCUGCCCUCCCGUCGCCGGGGUGAAACUCCGUCCCUCCGCCCGCUCAGGGGCUCUCCCCGGUCCUCGAGACCCCGCCGGCCCCUCCGCCACGCGCUUUAACCAGGCGUUUUGAGGUGGGGGGAGAAACUGAGGCCCCAGAGGGUCGACGGCUGGCUCGGGACCCGGGUGUCGCCCUCUGUCUCGUUCGCCGGGGAGGGCAUUAAAGAGGAAGGACUCACGGCGCCGUGGGCGUGUUAUGUCGAGGGGAAGGGGGCCGAGGCCUAGAAGGACCCCCGUCCUCCCCAUCUCCCCCGACCGGCCCCCCGAGGAUCGGAAAACCGGGGCCGGGGCCACCCGGGAGCCCGCGAGGCCCUGGAGGUCGGUGGCGUCGGGUCUCGGGGUCCCACGGGGGGCUCCCAGUCUUCAUCCCCGUUUUCCAGAUGAGGGAACCGAGGCCCAGAGAAGUGAGGUGGCUCGCCCAAAGAGGGGGUCCCGGAUCCCCCCCGGGGGCAGGGCCGGAGGGGAGCCCUCCGUUCCCUCAUCUGUAAAAUGGGGAUUAAGACGCGGGAGAACCCGAUU
Tachyglossus aculeatus (Australian echidna) is the source of this 2391-nucleotide messenger RNA. It is a transcript of the gene ZBTB45, whose product is annotated as zinc finger and BTB domain containing 45. Gene Ontology annotation, biological process: negative regulation of transcription by RNA polymerase II; regulation of immune system process; regulation of cytokine production. Gene Ontology annotation, molecular function: protein binding. The transcript has 5 exons. The coding region runs from base 219 to 1820 and encodes 533 amino acids. Lineage: Eukaryota; Metazoa; Chordata; Mammalia; Monotremata; Tachyglossidae. The record is from RefSeq and is a predicted model, not a curated record.